CAUGAGGAUCGUGUGAAGCAUUGAGGCUCUGUUUUGAUUAGAUUAGAUUAGCUAGCUAGGUUUGAAGCGAGAGUAGUAGGAGUAGAAGAAUCACAGCUUCAGGAAACCGGAGACGGAAAUUCGAGAGCCGUGAGGUGAAUGGCGGCUCCAGAAUCUGGCCCGCAGGGGCUGACGCGACGGCCGUCACGGAGCGCCGCGACGACGACGUUUUCCACGGAGGUUUUCGACAACGAGGUUGUCCCCUCCGCCAUCGCCCCCAUCUCUCCGCUCCUCCGCGUCGCCAACGAAGUCGAGCCCGAGCGUCCUCGCGUCGCCUAUCUCUGUCGGUUCUACGCGUUUGAGAAGGCGCACAGAUUGGACCCCGCCUCCAGCGGACGUGGUGUAAGGCAGUUCAAGACCUUGCUCCUGCAACGAUUGGAGAGGGAGAAUGCAUCAAGUCUUUCUGCUCGAGUUAAAAAGUCUGAUGCCAGGGAAAUUACAAGCUUCUAUCAGCAGUAUUAUGAUCAUUAUGUCAAAGCUGUUCAAGAGGAGCAGGUAGACAGAGCUCAAGUGAGUAAAGCCUACAAUACACUUAACCAACUUUUUGAAGUACUUUGCGGGGUUAACAAGUCAGAAAAAGUCGAGGAAGUUGCUCCUGAGAUUAUUGCAGCUGCUAGAGAUGUCCAAGAGAAGACAGAAAUAUACGCCCCGUAUAAUAUUCUCCCAUUGGAUUCUGCUGGUGCUACACAGGCUGUCAUGCAGCUUGAAGAGGUCAAGGCCGCUGUGUCUGCACUAUGGAACACUCGUGGUCUUAACUGGCCAAGUUCAUUCGAGCAGCACAGACAAAAAGCUGCUGAUAUGGAUCUCCUCGAUUGGCUCAGGGCCAUGUUUGGGUUCCAGAGAGAUAACGUUAGGAACCAGAGGGAACAUUUGAUAUUGCUACUUGCGAAUAAACAUAUAAGACUUCAUCCCAAACCUGAACCUCUUAAUAAGCUUGAUGACCGAGCUGUUGAUGCAGUGCUGGACAAGCUUUUUAAGAACUACAAAACGUGGUGCAGAUUUUUGGGACGAAAACAUAGUUUAAGGCUUCCCCAAGGUCAGCAAGAAGUACAACAGAGGAAGAUACUUUACAUGGGUUUAUAUCUUCUCAUAUGGGGUGAAGCAGCGAAUGUUCGCUUUAUGCCCGAAUGCCUCUGCUAUAUUUUCCAUAAUAUGGCUUAUGAACUCCAUGGCCUCUUGGCUGGAAAUGUCAGCAUCGUCACUGGGGAAAAUAUAAAGCCUUCUUAUGGUGGGGAUGAUGAGGCUUUUUUGAGGAAGGUUAUAUCCCCCAUAUACCGAGUCAUCGAUAAGGAAGCCAAGAAGGGCAGCAAUGGGAAAGCUCCUCACACAGCUUGGUGCAACUAUGAUGAUCUAAAUGAAUAUUUCUGGUCAUCUGAUUGUUUCUCUCUUGGUUGGCCCAUGCGUGAUGAUGGUGAUUUUUUUAAAUCAACUCGUGACUUGGCACAGGGAAGAAAGGGCUCUAAAAGAAAAUCUGGAAGCACAGGCAAAUCAUAUUUUAUCGAAACUCGCACAUUUUGGCACAUCUUUCGAAGUUUUGAUAGAAUGUGGACAUUUUAUAUACUGGCCCUACAGGCUAUGCUCAUUAUUGCAUUCAGCAAGGUUUCACUGCUGGAUAUUUUUCAAAAGGAUAUCCUAGGAGAUCUCUCAAGUAUUUUCAUUACAGCAGCAUUUCUUCGUGUCCUUCAAAGUAUUCUGGAUAUGGUUUUGAACUUCCCUGGAUAUCACAGGUGUCGGUUCACAGAUGUCCUGAGAAAUAUUUUGAAGAUAAUAGUUAGUCUUGCGUGGGCAAUCAUUCUUCCACUUUUUUACGUGCAUAGCAUCGAUAAUCCCCCUGCACAAAUUGCAAAUAUACUGUCAUUCCUCAAGAAUAUUAAUGGGGUGCCGUCACUAUAUCUUUUCGCUGUUGGAGUAUAUCUGAUUCCAAAUGCCCUGACAGCCCUUUUGUUCUUGUUCCCAAUGCUCCGUCGUUUUAUUGAAAAUUCAGACUGGCAUAUCAUCAGGUUCCUCUUGUGGUGGUCACAGCCAAGAAUAUAUGUUGGAAGAGGAAUGCAUGAAAGUCAAUUCGCCCUUCUAAAAUAUACUUUUUUCUGGGUGCUACUUUUGGCUUGCAAGUUUACAGUUAGCUACUUUGUCCAGAUAAAACCUCUGAUACAGCCAACAGAAGACAUAAUGAGGAUUCGUCGUAUUAGAUAUCAGUGGCAUGAAUUUUUCCCUAAUGCUGAACAGAACUAUCCCGCAGUUGUUUCACUCUGGGCACCUGUUAUCUUGGUUUACUUCAUGGACACACAAAUUUGGUAUGCUAUGUUUCAGACAUUGUAUGGAGGUAUUGUUGGCGCCUUCGAUCGCCUAGGAGAGAUUCGAACUCUAGGCAUGCUAAGAUCCCGAUUCCAGUCUCUACCUGGUGCAUUCAAUACAUACCUAGUGCCCUCGGAUAAGUCCGUAAAAAGAGGAUUUUCUUUCUCAAAGAAAUUUGCGGAGGCUUCAGCAAGUAGGAGAAGUGAAGCUGCAAAGUUUGCUCAGUUGUGGAAUGAAGUGAUAUGUAGCUUUCGUGAGGAAGACCUCAUCAGUGACAGGAAAUGCUCUGCAACAUAGGAAAUGGAUAUGCUGCUGGUUCCUUAUUCUUCAGAUCCCAGCCUGAAAAUAAUUCAGUGGCCGCCUUUCUUGCUUGCUAGCAAAAUCCCAAUAGCACUAGACAUGGCAGCUCAAUUCAAAAACAAGGAUGCUGAUCUCUGGAAGCGGAUAUCUGGGGAUGAAUAUAUGAAGUGUGCAGUGAUUGAAUGUUACGAGUCUUUCAAACAUGUCCUUAAGGCUUUGGUAGUUGGAGAAAAUGAGAAAAGGAUCAUUGGCAUCAUUAUUAAAGAAAUUGAAAGUAACAUUUCCAAGAAUACAUUUCUUGACAGUUUUAGAAUGGCCUCUUUACCCACUCUUUGCCAGAAAUUUGUAGAGCUUGUGGUGAUCUUGAAAGAUGGCGAUUCAUCCAAACGAUCUGCAGUGGUGCUGCUGCUGCAAGAUAUGUUGGAAGUUGUCACUCGUGAUAUGAUGGUGAAUGAGAUCCGAGAGGUGGUUGAAGUUGGUCAUAGUAGCAAGGACACUGGAAGGCAACUUUUUGCUGGUACUGAUGCAAAACCUGCGAUAGUGUUCCCUCCUCCAGUUACAGCACAAUGGGAAGAACAGAUAAGACGCCUCCAUCUGCUGUUGACUGUUAAGGAGUCUGCCAUUGAUGUACCAGUAAACCUUGAAGCACGUAGAAGAAUAUCAUUCUUUACAAAUUCAUUGUUCAUGGAUAUGCCUCGUGCUCCCAGUGUCCGUAAAAUGCUUUCGUUCAGCGUCUUGACUCCCUACUACAGUGAGGAGACUGUUUAUUCCAAAAGUGACCUUGAGAUGGAAAAUGAAGAUGGUGUAUCAAUCAUUUUUUACUUGCAGAAGAUUUUCCCAGAUGAAUGGACUAACUUCAAGGAGCGGAUUAAUUGUAAGGAGGAAUUUGAAAUAUGGGAUUCUGAAGAGAAUACUUUGCAGCUCCGUCAUUGGGUUUCCUUACGAGGACAAACUCUCUGCAGGACAGUUAGAGGAAUGAUGUAUUACCGGCGAGCUCUGAAGCUUCAGGCUUUUCUUGACAUGGCUGAUGAAAAAGAGAUACUAGAGGGCUACAAAGCCGUCAUGGUUUCACAUGACGAUGAAAAGAAGAGCCGGAGAUCCGUAUUUGCUCAACUAGAAGCUGUGGCUGAUCUUAAAUUUACCUACGUUGCUACUUGCCAGAACUAUGGAAACCAGAAGCGAAGUGGAGAUCGUCGUGCGACUGAUAUCCUGAAUCUGAUGGUUAAUAAUCCCUCUCUCAGGGUUGCAUAUAUUGAUGAAGUUGAAGAACGUGAAGGGGACAAGGUGCAAAAGGUUUACUAUUCUGUGUUGGUCAAAGCAGUUGACAAUCUUGACCAGGAAAUAUACCGAAUAAAAUUGCCAGGCUCAGCAAAGAUUGGAGAAGGGAAGCCUGAAAACCAGAACCAUGCAGUAAUUUUUACUCGUGGAGAAGCCCUUCAGGCUAUUGACAUGAACCAGGACAAUUACUUGGAAGAAGCUCUCAAGAUGCGUAACCUUCUUGAAGAAUUUAAUGAGGAUCACGGAGUGCGUCCGCCUUCAAUUUUAGGUGUUCGUGAACAUAUAUUUACUGGAAGUGUUUCAUCGUUGGCGUGGUUUAUGUCAAAUCAAGAAAUGAGCUUCGUGACUAUAGGUCAAAGAGUUCUUGCUAGACCUCUUAAGGUUCGUUUCCAUUAUGGACAUCCGGAUGUCUUUGAUAGAAUAUUCCAUAUUACUCGUGGUGGCAUGAGCAAGGCUUCUCGUGGCAUCAAUCUCAGCGAGGAUAUUUUUGCAGGUUUCAAUUCCACUCUAAGAAGAGGAAAUGUCACUCACCAUGAGUACAUCCAAGUUGGGAAAGGUAGAGAUGUCGGUCUCAAUCAAAUUUCUCUCUUUGAGGCUAAAGUUGCUUGCGGUAAUGGAGAGCAGACACUGAGCAGAGACAUCUAUCGAUUAGGGCACCGUUAUGAUUUCUUCCGCAUGAUGUCGUAUUACUUUUCAACAAUAGGAUUUUAUAUCAGCUCAAUGUUGGUUGUGAUGACAGUCUAUGCUUUCCUGUAUGGUAGACUCUACUUGUCAUUAAGUGGAAUGGAGGAGACAAUUAUAAAGUUUGCGGCCACCAAGGGAAAUAAUGCUCUACAAAUAGCCAUGUCUUCACAAUCUGUUGUCCAAUUAGGGUUGUUGACAUCCUUGCCCAUGAUUAUGGAAAUCGGACUUGAAAGAGGGUUCAGAACUGCAUUAGGGGACACGAUAAUAAUGCAGCUGCAGCUAGCAUCAGUUUUCUUUACAUUUUCACUGGGUACAAAGGUUCAUUAUUUUGGCAGAACAAUACUGCAUGGUGGGGCUAAAUAUAGAGCGACUGGUCGUGGCUUUGUUGUUCGGCAUGAAAAGUUUGCUGAAAACUACAGGAUGUACUCACGGAGUCACUUUACUAAAGGCCUGGAGCUUAUGGUACUGCUUAUUGUUUAUAUGAUAUAUGGCUCAGCAGCUGAUGGUUCAUCAGCAUAUAUAUUUAUCACAUUCUCCAUGUGGUUCUUGGUGCUUUCUUGGUUAUUUGGCCCCUUCCUCUUUAACCCUUCGGGAUUUGAAUGGCAAAAGAUAGUGGAAGACUGGGAUGAUUGGUCAAAAUGGAUAACUAGCCGUGGUGGUAUUGGUGUGCCAGCAAAUAAGAGCUGGGAGUCCUGGUGGGAUGAAGAGCAGGAGCAUCUGCAGUUCACGGGGAUGCUGGGACGAUUUUGGGAGAUUGUACUCUCUCUGCGCUUCCUUCUGUUCCAAUAUGGAAUUGUGUACCAUCUCAAUGUUUCAGGGGGUGAUAAAAGUAUCAUGGUUUAUGCUCUGUCGUGGCUCGUCAUUCUUGCUGUGGUGAUUAUCCUCAAGGUUGUGUCCUUGGGUAGAAAAAGGUUCAGUGCUGAUUUCCAGCUGAUGUUCAGACUUCUCAAGCUGUUCGUCUUCAUUGGCUUCGUAGUCACCAUUGCAAUCCUUUUCAUUUUCCUUAAUCUCACUGUUGGUGACAUCUUUGUAAGUUUGCUGGCCUUCUUGCCUACCGGGUGGGCGCUACUUCAGAUAGCACAAGCAUGCAAGCCAGUGGUUAAGGUCAUAGGAAUGUGGGGGUCUAUAAAAGCCUUAGCAAGAGGGUACGAAUACGUGAUGGGACUGUUCAUUUUUGCCCCAGUAGCUGUUAUGGCAUGGUUCCCCUUUGUCACAGAGUUCCAAGCCAGGCUGCUAUUCAACCAGGCUUUCAGUCGAGGGCUUCAGAUCCAACGUAUUCUUUCCGGUGGGAAGAAGCAGAAGUCUAAGACUAGCUAACUCCAUUGCCUGUACACACACAGCUUAUAUUUCUACGUACAUAGUUUGAGAUUGACAUGUAAAUAAGGAACAGACCACGUAUUUUUGGCCCUGUAAAGUAGCUACGUGUAUAUUACACUUGUGUACAUCAAUAUAUAUAGUUCAUUUUC
Molecule: messenger RNA, 6062 nt
Organism: Argentina anserina (silverweed cinquefoil)
Lineage: Eukaryota; Viridiplantae; Streptophyta; Magnoliopsida; Rosales; Rosaceae
Product: callose synthase 5
Exons: 42
Biological process (GO): (1->3)-beta-D-glucan biosynthetic process
Cellular component (GO): plasma membrane; 1,3-beta-D-glucan synthase complex
Molecular function (GO): 1,3-beta-D-glucan synthase activity
Source: RefSeq, a predicted model, not a curated record